Molecule: messenger RNA, 1810 nt
Organism: Phragmites australis (common reed)
Lineage: Eukaryota; Viridiplantae; Streptophyta; Magnoliopsida; Poales; Poaceae
Product: transcription factor PCF7-like
Exons: 4
Coding region: 1-1335 (444 amino acids)
Biological process (GO): regulation of secondary shoot formation
Cellular component (GO): nucleus
Molecular function (GO): DNA-binding transcription factor activity; sequence-specific DNA binding
Source: RefSeq, a predicted model, not a curated record
AUGGGCGGGAUCCUUCUUGUGCUCAUCGAGGGUGUCGGGCUCAUGCUCAACCGCAUCCUCUCCAACCCGCAGAACCUCCCAUUGUUUCCUGCCGACGACCCCAGCCUAGGUGCUAUGCUCAAGCUGGAGGAGGACAAGAACCAGUUGUCCAAGGGCUUGGACCCUUGGGGCAACAACCCUACCGCUACCACCAGCACCUUGCACUACAUGCUCCAGGAGAAGGAGAGAGCUGCGCAAGCGCAGGAGCAGCUCCAGAUCUACCACCAGCAAGGGUUCAGCUAUCUCCAGCACCACCGGAGGCAGCAGCAGUCGAGAGCAGGACUAGGCGGCGAUGGGGUCAGCAGCGGCGACUCGACGCCCGUGGACGCCCUGACGACCGCAUUCGGGAGCGGGCGGAUCGUGCGGUCCGCGGCCGGGCGCAAGGACCGGCACAGCAAGGUGUGCACGGCGCGCGGGCUGCGCGACCGACGCGUCCGCCUCGCCGCGCACACCGCCAUCCGGUUCUACGACGUGCAGGACCGCCUCGGCUACGACCGCCCCAGCAAGGCCGUCGACUGGCUCAUCUGCAACGCCAAGGCCGCCAUCGAGGAGCUCCCCGACCGGACCGAGGCGCCUCCGGCCGCGGAGGCUGCUGCAGAGGCCACUGAGCCGACCGAGCAAGUGACCUCGACGUCCUACGGCUUCGGCAACCCCGAUGGCACCAUCAGUGGUGUUGCUGGCUCGUUCAUUCCUCAUUCCGUCGGCGUGGAUGAUGUCUCCGGCAACGUCAAGUCCUUAUUCCCCUCCUCGUCGACAGCCAGCACCACCCCCGCCCACGACGAGUACAGGGGCUCCCCGCCGGACCUCCUGUCGCGCACGACCAGCAGCCAGCCGCAGGAGCUUUGCCUCACCCUCCAGUCUAAUCAGCACCAGAUAUUCAGCCAUGUAUCUCCGAACCAUCACGAUAUGAUCUCUAGUGCAGGUGUUCCAGGUUGGUCGGAGCACAGCCAGAGAAUGCCGUCGUGGCAUGCCUCGGGGAACGGCACGGGAGACGGCCGCGGCGCCGGUAAUGGCGGCAGCUACAUGUUCGGCAUGGCGCCGCGGCAAGGGCUAGCAGACCAGAGCCAGCUCUUCUCUCAAGGGGAACCCCUUCAGUCCAGUGGCGGCUGGGCGUCAGCUCGCACUUGGCUAGACCCCCUCGCCGCAAUCCACCAGCCGUCGGCUUUGGCUGGGCAGGUCGGGUUCAGCCAUCUGGUCGGCGCCGGCGGCGGGUUCAUGGGGUUCCUCGCGCCGGCGGCGGCGCAGAGGCUCCAGGGCGGGGACGAGCAAGGGAGCGAAGCGAUGAGAAGAGACUGAUGAACUCUCGUGGUGGUGCACAUGAGCUUGUGCUUCAACUACUACGCCAACACAAGAGGAGGCCUAGUUUGGAACACAGUGCAGAAAUCUUCCGGGUAUUAUGCUUAUCUCUCUUAUAAAACUUAUGUUUAGUACUACUCUAGUUAACUACACUGAGUUUGUGACAUCAUUUGCCUCUCUAUAUACGGAAAUAUAUGAUGCUACUACUAACUAAUACAUUCUAUCACAAAACACAUGCAAUUAAACCUUUUUAAACUUUGACGAAUGUAGUAUAGAUAAAAUAUUUAGACUCAUCAGAUUGAAAUGAUAACAGUAAAUUCACCAUCAAAAGUGCUUUGUGACUUUGUGUCAUCUUACGUUUUUAUAGAGUUGUUAUGGACGUUUUCAACAAUAUUAGCUAAAAUACAAUUAGAAAAGUAAUGGCUAAAUUUUGAUACAAAAACUGUGACGGUGUCCUAAACGCCGAGCAAAGGGA